This is a messenger RNA of Phyllostomus hastatus (greater spear-nosed bat), 4039 nucleotides long. It is a transcript of the gene DRD1, whose product is annotated as dopamine receptor D1. Bases 949 to 2289 code for a protein of 446 amino acids. The record is from RefSeq and is a predicted model, not a curated record. Gene Ontology annotation, biological process: vasodilation; G protein-coupled dopamine receptor signaling pathway; adenylate cyclase-activating adrenergic receptor signaling pathway. Gene Ontology annotation, cellular component: plasma membrane. Lineage: Eukaryota; Metazoa; Chordata; Mammalia; Chiroptera; Phyllostomidae. Gene Ontology annotation, molecular function: G protein-coupled receptor activity; dopamine neurotransmitter receptor activity, coupled via Gs. The transcript has 2 exons.
CAGCGGGCCCCAGCUCCCUGCGCGCCAGCUCGGCUCCGGCUGCCUCGUGCUCCCGCAGGCUGCUGAGAGGCAGUGGGCAGCGCCGCGGGAGGUGCGGGUCCCUGCCCCGCGGGGCCAGAAGCCCCCAAGGGGCACGCGGUGUGCGGCUCACUGGGGAAGGAAGCCACGGGAAGAAGCUGCCCAAGUGACUAAUCCCGGAGAUGCCCUUUCCCACGGCGCCGCGGGGCUGCCGGGAGCCUUCCCCCCAGGUCCUCUGCGCCCUGCAUCCUCUCUAGCCGCGGGAGGCGGUGGGGCAGCGCUGGCUCUCUGGGGGCCCGGCCCGGGAUCCUUUUUCCAAACCCUCCGGAAGAUUUUUGCGCGUUGGGAGCCGAACCCAGAGUGUGCGUGCCUGCGUGCAGGGCAGGACUCGGGCGUCUCCGGGGCGCCGUGGAGCUCCGGGGGCUCUGAGGGAGGCUCCCCGGAGGCAAGGGUUUCGGGGAGCUGCCGCGGAGCCGGGGUGUGAGGAGCCAGGCAUGUAUUUUCAGCUGCGCCUCAGCCCCGAAACGUGACUGCGAGUGACUAGCUGGGCAGAGGCCUCCCGUCUCUGGACUGCUAGCUUAGAAUAUGCUAAAAAGCCAAUGCCGCCCACGGGGAAUUGAAGGGCCAGCCGGUGUCAGUGACAGUGACAGUGACCUGGAGCGAGGGGGUCAGAAGACAGACGUAGAGAGCGAGAGGGACUUUCCCAGGGGAUGGCCCGGAUCGCCGAGGGCAGGCUGCUGCCACGCCACGGCUGCAGCCCUCUGAUGGAGUUCCGGUGAGGCCUCCCCCCGGGGGAGCAAGCGGGACCGUGCACGGGGCUGCCGGGUGACUGAGGACUCCCAGGGGUCUGGCUGCGCGCCCCCCCCCGGCCCCUGCUAGGGAACUUGAGGCACGUCACAGCCCCCCCCCCGGGCACGCUCCCCCAGCAGCAUGAGGACUCUGAACACUUCCACCAUGGACCGGGCCGGGCUGGUGGUCAAGAGGGACUUCUCCUUCCGCGUCCUCACGGCCUGUUUCCUGUCGCUGCUCAUCCUGUCCACGCUCCUGGGGAACACGCUGGUCUGCGCGGCCGUCAUCCGGUUCCGGCACCUGCGGUCCAAGGUGACCAACUUCUUCGUCAUCUCCCUGGCCGUCUCGGAUCUCCUGGUGGCCGUCCUGGUCAUGCCCUGGAAGGCGGUGGCCGAGAUCGCUGGCUUCUGGCCCUUCGGGUCCUUCUGCAACAUCUGGGUGGCCUUCGACAUCAUGUGCUCCACCGCGUCCAUCCUCAACCUCUGCGUGAUCAGCGUGGACAGGUACUGGGCCAUCUCGAGCCCCUUCCGGUACGAGAGGAAGAUGACCCCCAAGGCAGCCUUCAUCCUGAUCAGCGUGGCCUGGAUGCUGUCCGUGCUCAUCUCCUUCAUCCCGGUGCAGCUCAGCUGGCACAAGGCCAAGCCCACAGGCCCCCCCGAUGGCAACGCCACGUCCCCGGGCGAGACCACGGACAACUGUGACUCCAGCCUGAACAGGACCUACGCCAUCUCCUCCUCCCUGAUCAGCUUUUACAUCCCCGUGGCCAUCAUGAUCGUCACCUACACCAGGAUCUACAGGAUCGCCCAGAAACAGAUCCGGCGCAUCUCGGCCUUGGAGAGGGCGGCGGUCCACGCCAAGAACUGCCAGACCACCCCGGGGGCGGGAAAGCCCGUGGAGUGCUCGCAGCCGGACAGCUCCUUCAAGACGUCCUUCAAAAGAGAGACCAAGGUCCUGAAGACGCUGUCCGUGAUCAUGGGCGUGUUCGUGUGCUGCUGGCUCCCGUUCUUCGUCCUGAACUGCAUGGUGCCCUUCUGCGGGUCCGGGGAGACCCAGCCCUUCUGCAUCGACUCCAUCACCUUCGACGUGUUCGUGUGGUUCGGCUGGGCGAACUCCUCCCUGAACCCCAUCAUCUAUGCCUUUAAUGCCGACUUUCGGAAAGCGUUUUCCACGCUCUUAGGGUGCCACAGACUGUGCCCGGCGACGAGCAACGCCAUAGAGACAGUCAGCAUCAACAACAACGGGGCCGUGGCCGUCUCCAGCCAUCACGAGCCCCGGGGCUCCAUCUCCAAGGACUGCAACGCGGUGUACCUGAUCCCACACUCCGUGGACUCCUCCGAGGACCUGAGGAAGGAGGAGGCCGGCGGAAGGGCCAAGCCCUGGGAGAGGCUGUCCCCGUCCCUGUCUGUCAUUUUGGACUAUGACACGGAUGUCUCUCUGGGGAAGAUCCAGCCCCUCACGCAAAACGGACAGCACCCCACCUGAACCCUGAGAGGAACCCCCCGCCCCCCGCCGGCCACACUCAUCCCCGAAGCUGGAGGCGGUCUCCCGGGGGCUGGCUGUUAAGACCCUGAGGGGAGCCUCAGACGCCAGGUGAGCCCUCCUCCGCUGCCGGUCCUCCAACACACAGCUGGCCGUGUUUCCCGUGUUCUUCCUCGUGAGUCCGAGGGCACGCAUGUGAAGCGAGUGUCCCUGGGGGGGCCGUGUCCUGGGCUCCAGAAUCACUUCUCGAAACUGAUUCUCAUCUUAGGACUCAAACUAGGGCAAAGAACCAACAAGGGUCCGAGUCACUUACACGUCGCUGGCCCUUUCUGGACGGGCGUGAGGAGGGGGAGGCGGCUGUGGACAAACAGGUGCUAGCCCUGGCCCGGGCACAGCUGUCAGGCGGGAAAGGCGGGCGCAGCCCCCCCCACCCCGCCCCGUGCAUGGUGUCUAAGAGAGAGCUGAGCCUUACCGUGCCAGUGGGGUGGUGUUCUUCAGAAUCGGGAGAUGCUUAGUGGAUACUGGUUUUAUUUAUUUAUUGUAUUAUAUGGAUAUUUUAAACUUACUAGAGUACAUCUAUAUUUAUCCUAUUUAAUAGUAUACAGUAGUGAGUUAUCCGAGACUCUACAGUCACAUUUUUGUCCAUUUAACUAGCACUUUACGAGUCAGUGAGACGAGAUGCCCUGAGACCCUAACUGCUCAGGCGUCUCUGCCAGGAGCACGGGGAAGACUGCUAGGGAGCGGGGUUGCGAUGACUCCUUAGCGUCCCUCGUCAUAAUAAAACAGGAGAGGAGAGCUGAGAAAUGCUGUGAAUGUUUUUUUUUCCUAAACAAUUUGAAAGACUUCUCUUUUUUAAAAAAGCAUAGUUCCUAUUGGAUUCAGAGUUUUUUUUUUAAAAUGACUAAGCCAUUCCCAGGAGAGUAAUUUCCAGUGCUGUAAAUAUCUUUUUAAAAAGCCAGCGUACAAAGAACCUAACUUGAAAUGCAUCGUCUUAGGUGGUGAUAGAAACUAGGCAUUACUUUGUAUUUAUGUAAAAUAGCAGGCCCUCUCCAUCCUUCCUUACUCCACGUGUCGGGUAGCUUUUCGGAGCCGAGCCACGGCCGCCCUGGUUCGGCCUGUGCAGGGCAGACAGUGGGUCUCCUUACCCCUCGAGUCACCACAGCCUCAGCAGGGCACAGAGCUCGGACCCUGCGCCUGCCCCUCCCCAGGCCAAGCCACGCCAGGGCUACUUUUUGUGGGGCUGUCUUCUGGAUUUAGAGAUCUUUCUCUUUUUCUUUCUCUGAAGUCUCAGUGGUGAAGGUGGACUAACAAAUAGUGCCUCGUGGUCCCCCCCCCCCCCCGCCGCCCCGGGAAGAUGCUGCUGUCGGGAAGAACAGGGAGCCCCUCCCCUCGGGGGGGGUGAAGCAUCCCAAAGCCGCCAGCAUCUCCCUAGACAAACGCUAACCUCCUCUCUGUGCUUUGGACUCGCGUCCCCCCGUCAUCACCAGGCCUGGAAAAAGUAUCCCCAUCACCCUCGAGAGCUACAAAUCCGGGAGGGGGGGGUGGUGAUGCAUUUCAAGGGGAUUUCUUUGAAACGCUGACAAAGUUUUCUUGUGGGGAAGCAAUUUACUUCUCGUGUGGAUGGACAGGGUCGCGGGAAAAAAAAGCUGCUGACAGCGAUCUCCGGCAUCCGGCCCCUGUGAUGUAAUGCAUUGUGAAUGUUUCUUAAUGCUGCUGCCUGUGCGCUUUCUUACACACAAUAAAAUUAUUUUGU